This is a messenger RNA of Podarcis lilfordi (Lilford's wall lizard), 13490 nucleotides long. NCBI's taxonomy places the organism in Eukaryota, Metazoa, Chordata, Lepidosauria, Squamata, Lacertidae. The record is from the annotation of a GenBank genome assembly.
AUGUGGGUGUCUAUACCGGUUCUGGAUCUCACCGCAUACAACUCCAGCAUCUUCCCAGCUCCUGAAUCUAACCCAGAUUUUCUUCUUUCACAGUGUGGUUAUGCAGGGUCAUUAAAUAAGAAUAAACAAUGUGACGCGCGUCUGAGUGAGAGAGACCUGUACUGUGAAGUGGUAAGUGAAUACUCCACUAAAAAUUAUGAGAACAGCUUCAGAAUUUAAUACUCAUUUCAUUUAUUCAUCUUAGGACUGGUACGCAACUUUUCAUUUUUUUAAAAAUGAAGACUGAAAAUAUACUUUAAAUUCUCAGUUAUGGUUUUACUUCAUAGCAAUCACCCCCCUAUGAGAUAGGUCACUGAUAUUCCCAUUUCACAGAUACGCGAGGUUGAGAACCAAUUGUGGUGUAGAGGUUAAGUGUGUUGGACUAGGACGACCAGGAUUCAAAUCCCUGCCCAGCCGUGGAACUCACUGGGUGUUCUUAGGGACAGUGGCAGUCUCUCUGCCUAGCCCACCUCACAGGGUUGUUGAGCGGAUUAAAACGGGAAGACAGCCAUGUCACACACCACCUUGAGCCUGGAGGAAAGGUGGGCUAGGAAUGCAAUAAAGAAACAAACAAACAAAAGAUGACCUAACCUAACCUGGGGAGAAAACAGCAAAGACCUGAUGAAGAGAGCACAGCAGAGGUUAUAUUUUCUGAGAAUCCUCCGGAAAAACAAUCUCUCAAAGGACCUGUUGAUGGCAUUUUACCAUGGCACUGUGGAGAGUGUAUUAACUUAUGGUGUGUGUGUGUUUUGGGAGCUGCACGGCCAGCAAAAAAACAAUGCUGUCCAGGGUUGUAAAGACUGCAGAGAGAAUAAUUGGGUGCACUCUUCCCAGCUUAGAUCAAAUCUAUGCUGCCAGGUGCCAUAAAAAAGCGGCAGAGAUAGCGCGGGAUAGUACGCACCCCGGAAAUGAUCUCUUUCAGCUUCAGCCUUCUGGAAGAAGGUAUAGGGUUAUAAAGGCCAGGCCUAGCCACCUGAGAAACAGUUUCUAGGCAAAUGCAAUUCUGGUUCUAAACGCAGCAUAAGGGGUCUCUAUAGUACAGUGGUGCCUCGCAAGACGAAAUUAAUCCGUUCUGCGAGUGUCUUCGUCUAGCGGUUUUUUCGUCUUGCGAAGCAACGCUAUUAGCGGCUUAAUGGAUUAGCGCUAUUAGCGGUUUAGCGGCUAUUAAAGGCUUAUCGGCUUAGCGGAUUAGCUGCUAAAAGGCUAUUAAAGGCUUAGCGGCUUAGAUAAAGGGGGGGAAGUGAAAAAAAAAUCUCAAGACUCGCAAGACAUUUUCGUCUUGCGAAGCAAGUCCAUAGGGAAAUUCGUCCUGCGAAGCAACUCAAAAACGGAAAACCCUUUCAUCUAGCGGGUUUUCCGUCUUGCGAGGCAUUCGUCUUGCGGGGCACCACUGUAUAGUGUAUUUUAAAAUGGGGUUUCAGAGUUUUUAGGGGGUUUUGAAUGUUUUAUGUAGUUUUUCAAUUUCAUUGUUCUGCAUGGCAAUAAAGAUAUCGUAUAUCGUUUAUGAGUAUGCCCAUUGAAUACCAAAGACAGAAUCCAGAAGCGUAGCGUGAGGAUCUUUAUCAGAAAAAUGUCACCUGGGCAGGUUGGGGGUGGGUGAGGGAGUAAUGUUGCACUCAAGCCCCUCUGCCUAUGGUGUUCCCCGCCUUAACUAUUAGCAGCAGUGAUGUGGGAUGAAUCACUUUUUUUCAGCCGGAACGCAAACUCCUUUCCAGUACCUCUUAGGUGGGUGCCAUUGCCAUUAUAGGAGAGCAAGGAAGGCGUUCAUGGUGAGUUCCGUCACCUCUUGUUCUAGAAAAAUAGCACUGGAUCAAUCAAUGGAAAAAGCAGCUCUCACAGCACCUCCGUGAAGUUUUAAAGAGUUUGUUGCCUAGGGGAGCACAAUAGCCCCCCUUCCCAUGAUCCAUGCAAUCAGUGGCCAUUGUCAGGUAUCCUGGCAGACAGGAUUUCUGCUGUAGACCACCUCCUCUGCUGUAGAUCACCUUCUGUGAUGUAUGUAUGAUGUUUUAGGGGGUUGGUCUUGGUCUACAAGGUGGGCAAUUUCAAAAGUCUAUAUAAGGGCUUGCGCACCAUUGUUCAGGGUUCUCCCUUUUGCGUGUGGUGAGUGAGGACCCUGUUGCAACAGUUUAAUAAAGAUCAGGCUUACUAGCCAUUUUGCUUCUCAAUAUACAGUCGUACCUUGGAAGUCGAACGGAAUCCGUUCCAGAAGUCCGUUUGACUUCCAAAACAUUUGGAAACCAGAACGCGGCUUCUGAUUGCAGCCAGUCAGAAGCCACGUCGGAGGUUCGGCUUCCAAAAAUAGUUCACAAACCGGAACACUCACUUCCGGAUUUGCGGCAUUCGGGAGCCAAAACGUUUGAGAACCAAGCUGUUUGAAAACCAAGGUACGACUGUACUCUGGUUGGCCUCUGUUGUUUUCUCCAACAGAUAGGGGAGCCACUAUAUGGGCCCUUGGAUACCCCAUAAGAGCAAGGAGCAGUUUUUUUUCUUCUUAUAACACAUGCAUUGACUGAACGGGAAGCAGCAUCACAUCCACUGACCCCAUCCCUGACCGCCACGCAUUCACCAGAAGGUGAGGUUCUAUAUGUGCACAUCUGUCCGUGCGCAGAAUCCUCUGUUUUGCCACCUUCCACUGUGUAGAGAUGGGACAAGACAGUGGACAAAGUCUAUUCCAGUAUACCUGAAGGAGCGUCUCCACCUCCAUCGUUCUGCCCGGACACUGAGGUCCAGUGCCGAGGGCCUUCUGGCGGUCCCCUUGCUACAAGAAGCCAAGUCACAGGGAACCAGGCAGAGGGCCUUCUCGGUAGUGGCCCUGUGGAAUGCCCUCCCACCAGAUGUCAAAGAGAAAAACAACUACCAAACUUUUAGAAGACAUCUGAAGGCAGCCCUGUUUAGGGAAGCUUUUAAUGUUUAAUAGGUUAUUGUAUUUUAGUGUUUUGUUGGAAGCUGCCAGAGUGGCUGGGGAAACCCAGCCAGAUGGGCGGGGUAUAAAUAAUACAUUAUUAUUAUUAUUAUUAUUAUUAUUAUUAUUAUUAUUCCACCUCCAUGCAUGAUGACAGAAUUGGAGGAGGAGACUAAGUGGUCUGCUUUUGAGAUGGCACUUGUACCCAGAUCUUUCAGAUACGAGCCCAGCUUCCUGCCUCUUCUCAGAUCCUAGAGAAAUAAAUUCUAAAUUCUCCCCAGUCCAAGGGAACACAAACCAAGCUGCUGGCUUCUCCCUGCGAAAGGCCUGUAAUUUAAACCAGCAUUUCAGAUCUAUGGCAAUUCUCUUCUCAGGAAGAAAACAGACCCAUGUCAAAGCAGAGCCAGCCCACAGAGAGGAGGGCGGCCUCGUUUAGGGGUUGAGCUUUCUCAGUCAGCUACCCUGGUGUGCCUUGAGUUGCGCUUAGGAACGUCCCUCUGGGGUGUGGCUUGUUUGCCCGAUCUGCUCCAACUUGCCCAGGGAGAGGCUUGCAGAUGUGGGCCGGCAGCUACUGGGUGGCCUAGGAGCUAUUUUAGGGAGGCUGUUUUGUUAAUGUUACCUUUCAGAAUGAGGGAAGGGCGUACACAGCACGCCAACCCCAGCAAAAUGCAGGCAUAGAAUGUGCUUGGCAGCUAAGCUCGGAUUCCUAUCUGACAGGCAUAGGCUUGUGUUUGUCCCCAUCCACUAGACUAAAGUUACCAGAUCAACAAUUUGAAAUAAGGGAAGUUAGCAAGCUGCGGCGGCGCCGUGACCCACCAUAGCAUUGCAGGAGAGGUUCUGUAGGCAGUAGUCCUAACCCCACUUCCCUGGGAGUUAGUCUCCUUGAAUUCAGUGGAAUUUCCUUCUGAGUAGGGCACAUACCCUUAAAUCCAAUUGGGAAUCACUGGGGUUCGGCCUGGAACAGUUCCUUAAGGGCCGCAAGGUAACAGAGGCACGCGAAAAGUCACAGGCUUUUUCAUUUUGUGUGGAAUAACUUUUGUGCUCGCCUUAAUCACACAUACAGCAGACCCACCCGCUUGCAUUGGCUCCUGGGCCAAGUAAAACAAAGCUUGCCUCCUUGACUCUGGCCCCUUAGUCCAAGGGCUGCAUUUCUGAAACGAAGACCCAGCUGCCCUACUAGCAGUCAGGGGAUGGAGAUACAUUUGGGCUGGUGGAAGAGAGUGCAGCCAAACCCCCAUGGCCUGGGGAAGGGGCUUGUGCUGAGCUGGCAAGGGAGCUUGAUACACUCAAUUUUAGCUCACUAGUAGAGCAUAGGGCUGAGAUGGACUUCCAUUGUGCUUUUCAGAAUUGUUCACGUUUUGAACCAAUGCUGUUUUUAACACAGUAGCCUACUUACCGUAUUUUUCCGCCUACAAGACACCCCCAUGUAUAAGACUCCCCCUAUUUUUGGGGACUCUGAUUUGAGAAAAUGGGGGGAGGUACUAUCCAUGUAGGGACGCAGGUGGCGCUGUGGGUUAAACCACAGAGCCUAGGACUUGCCGAUCAGAAGGUCGGCAGUUCAAAUCCCUGCAACGGGGUGAGCUCCCAUCACUCAGUCCCUGCUCCUGCCAACCUAGCAGUUCGAAAGCACGUCAAAGUGCAAGUAGAUAAAUAGGUACCACUCCGGUGGAAAGGCAAACGGCGUUUCUGUGCGCUGCUCUUAUUCGCCAGAAGCAGCUUAGUCAUGCUGGCCACAUGACCCGGAAGCUGUAUGCCGGCUCCCUCAGCCAAUAAAGCGAGAUGAGCGCCGCAACCCCAGAGUCGGUCACGACUAGACCUAAUGAUCAGGGGUCCCUUUACCUUUAUAGUUUACUAUCCAUGUAUAAGACAAGCCCAGAUUCUGAACGUUAUUUUAGAGUAAAAGAACAUAGUCUUAUACACGGAAAGGUACGGUAAUUGUUUUUAAAAAAUAUUUACAACUGGUGUGUUUUUAGUUCUUAAAAAGGUAAAGGGACCCCUGACCAUUAGGUCCAGUCGUGGCCGACUCUGGGGUUGCGGUGCUCAUCUCGCUUUAUUGGCCGAGGGAGCCGGCGUACAGCUUCCGGGUCAUGUGGCCAGCAUGACUAAGCUGCUUCUGGCGAAUAAGAGCAGCGCACAGAAACGCCAUUUACCUUCCCACUGGAGUGGUACCUAUUUAUCUACUUGCACUUUGACGUGCUUUUGAACUGCUAGGUUGGCAGGAGCAGGGACCGAGCAACGGGAGCUCACUCCAUCGUGGGGAUUCGAACCACCGACCUUCUGAUCGGCAAGUUCUAGGCUCUGUGGUUUAACCCACAGCGCCACCCACGUUUUAGUUCUUACCUGUUUUUAAUUCAGGUUGUCAGGCACCUUGGGUCCUGCACAGGGAGAAAGGCAGGAUGUAAAUAAAAACAAAAAAACAAAAGCACAUACUGAAAAUGCAGGUUUCAGUUUCCCCCCUUUAAAAAAGAAACACUGGUUUGAAAAUUGUGGGGAAAUGCACUGAUGCAGUUUGGAAAGGAUGUGGAAAUGUAUAUGGGGCAAGCAACUAAGAGGAAGUCUAUAUAUAAACACCCUGCAAGUAAAUCAGAAUGAAUGCUCAGUAAACAGGUCAUCAAUGGUGCUUUAGCCAAAGGCAUACAGAAAUGACCCAUGUUGUUUUGGAGGGAGUAACUUAUCAAAAGAGAAGUGCUGGGGUUCAGCCUGCAUGGACUCAGGUGCAACCUGACUGCUUUGAGGUGGGCUUCACUCCCAGGCUCCUCCUGCUCCCAGUUCAGGCAGGGCAUUUGCCUGGAGUUCAAUCUCAGCCUAAAGGAUGUUGCUGAUGGGUCCCAGGGCAUCCCCUCUUCUGGAGCUGUGAUAUUUUGUGGGUUGGCCGCUUCACUGGGGUUUGUUGCUCAGGAGCCCCUGACAUGAACCACUCUGGCAACUUUCUCGAUCACUGGCGCCUCGCUUUAUAGCUCUCUCAGCCACUCCUCUCUCCUGUUAAUCAGCAGCAGGAAGGGCAGGCAGGAGAACGGAUCCAGCGGUCUUAUCUUCCCCCAGCACAGGACCCAGGGUGUGGCAUGGACUUCCCCCGUCUGCCGAGGCUGAACAUGCCCUCCCCCUGGCCUGAAGAGAAGGAACCAGGGAGGCUGGCUCAGAGAGAGGCGUCCUGCCCACCAACCAUGUUCCUUCUUCUGCGCUCUGAAAAAUGGCGAGGCCUGCUCCCGCUCCCUGCUGGAUUUCAGAAUCUUUAGCGCUGUUGCUCUGCCCAAACAUCAGGCUCUCUGUCCUUGAAGCUUGGGUGCUUGAGCCGGAAAGGGGAAUGCAGGUGCCCAGCACAAAAGCACUCCAGGCAUGCUCAGAGGAGCUGGUUUUCUUAGUGUAACUUUUAAAAUUAUUAUUACGUUUUUCAAGGCUGCUCCUAAGAUUGGAAAAGAGGAGUGGUGGUUUUCCAGGAGAACUCCUUCUUUGCAUACCUCAGCUUCAGUUGCAGAGCAGGAAGCCAGGCAGGCUUUGGGAAGGUAGCAGGAGGGCUCUUGGACCCUGUCAGAUCCCUCCAAAGCUGGACAGAAGCUUCCAGGGCUUUGGGAAGGAGCUGCCAGGGGAAUGUUUAGGGGACUAGCCUAGUCCCCCUAGUCCACUGCCUGCACACCACUGUUUUGAAGGAUGGUAUGCAAAGUGGGAGGGACGCGGGUGGCGCUGUGGAUUAAACCACAGAGCCUAGGACUUGCCGAUCAGUAGGUCAGUGGUUCGAAUCCCCGCAACGGAGUGAGCUCCCGUUGCUCGGUCCCUGCUCCUGCCAACCUAGCAGUUCGAAAGCACGUCAAAGUGCAAGUAGAUAAAUAGGUACCGCUCCAACAGGAAGGUAAAUGGCGUUUCUGUGCGCUGCUCUGGUUUGCCAGAAGCAGCUUAGUCAUGCUGGCCACAUGACCCGGAAGCUGUACGCCAGUUUCCUCGGCCAAUAAAGCGAGAUGAGCGCCGCAAUCCCAGAGUCGGUCACGACUGGACCUAAUGGUCAGGGGUCCCUUUAUCUUUACCUUUUUAUGCAAAGUGGAGUGGAUUGUAUGGUGGCAAGAGGCAUUCCAUGAGGUUUAGUUACCAAAAGGUUAUACAGUAGAGUACACCCUAAGGCAGGUGUACUUUAUAAGGUAUACUAAGACGCGGGUGGCGCUGUGGUCUAAACCACAUAGCCUUGGGCUUGCCGAUCAGAAGGCUAGCAGUUCGAAUCCCCGCGACGGGGUGAGCGCCCAUUGCUCAGUCCCAGCUCCUGCCAACCUAGCAGUUCGAAAGCACGUCAAAGUACAUGUAGAUAAAAAGGUACCACUCCGGCGGGAAGGUAAACAGUGUUUCCAUGCGCUGCUCUGGUUCACCAGAAGCGGCUUACUCAUUCUGGCCACAUGACCCAGAAAAACUGUGGACAAAUGCCGCCUCCCUCGGCUAAUAAAGCAAGAUGAGUGCCGCAACCUCAGAGUCAUCCAUGACUGGACUUAACGGUCAGGGGUCCCUUUACCUUUACCUUUAAGGCAGGGUAGCCUUAGUUUGGAGAUGUUUUGAAUUACCACUUCUAUUCGCCUCAUUCAGCAUGACCAAUGAUCAGGGGUGUCUGGAGGGCAACAUGCCCUGAAGCAAGGUAACGGGCAGGCUUCAGGUUUGUAGGACCUACCUUGCUUUUUUGCUAGAAACCACCAAAUCCGACAACUGGAGCCAGGCUCCUUGGCCACACCCAUCACACAACAAAGGUACUGUAGAACUGCUCCAUCCAACAUCUUUAAGAAAAGAAGUCUUUCCACUUUAAAUGGCAGACUAUUAUUAUUAUUAUUAUUAUUAUUAUUAUUAUUAAUAAAUUCCCCUUAUUUCCAUUUUGCAGCUUCCGAGCAAAAAAACCCUUUAAUCUAACUCGCUCCCAAAUCUCUGUUCUCUGGAUGCCGGCCAUUCCUCUUCCUCCCCCAAUUCCAUGUCCUCUCCAAAACAGUAAUCAUUGUUUGCAACCAUGGAAUGCCAGGUGGCCUGAUUUGUUCUGCCCCACGAAUGUUCACACAAAGUUAGACUCUAGUUGAAUCUACCACAGAGUUCCUGGUCUGGAGCAUCAGUGCAUUGAUGGGGGUCUCUCUGGAUGGGGAGCGAUGGAGGGGAAGCAACUUCAAUGCGAAAAGGAUGAGCCUCCCGCUUUGAUCUCACGCCAGAGUUGUAAAGCAUCUGGGGUUGCCUUGUCAGCUUCCUCCUCUCCCCCUGCCAUUUUUUGUGUGGCUCUGUUCAGUCUCAACUUAGUUUUGUAGCCACAAACAUGCUGGCAAUAUCAGGGGAAGUUGCCCUGGGAUUGAACUACAUGUGACGACCUUGGCAGACCUGUUGUGUGUCUGCAUCAGUUAACGCUCAGUGAUGAGGGGGUUUCAUUUAAAGAAGAGAAGGGGGAUAUUGAGUUCUUGAGUUAAGGGGGACCAGAAGCGACCUGGCUCCCUUAUUUUUCUUGCAGCGGUGCCAUCAGGGCAGACGUCCAAGGCAGAAUAAGAGGAGGGCCCCCAAACACAGCAGAGCUGGCUUAACAUACUGUGUGGAAGUACACAUUACCAUGUAAAGAGGGUGGCCCUAGGUAAAGGUAAAGGGACCCCUGACCAUUAGGUCCAGUCGUGGCCGACUCUGGGGUUGCGGUGCUCAUCUCGCUUUAUUGGCUGAGGGAGCCGGCGUAUAGCUUCCGGGUCAUGCGCUGUCUGGUGAACCAGAGCAGCGCACGGAAACGCCGCUUACUUUCCCGCCGGAGCGGUACCUAUUUAUCUACUUGCACUUUGACGUGCUUUCGAACUGCUAGGUUGGCAGGAGCAGGGACCGAGCAACGGGAGCUCACCCCGUCGCGGGGAUUCGAACCGCUGACCUUCUGAUCAGCAAGUCCUAGGCUCUGUGGUUUAACCCACAGCGCCACCCGCGUCCCUUUGGGUGGCCCUACAGGAUAAUUAAAAACAGGGGUUAUCACUGUUCCCGUAGGUGCCAGGGUAUUCAUGAGCACCUCCUACGGCACCCGCAAAAUGUUUGAGUAAAUGUUCCUGUAUACCUGAAGGAGCGUCUCCACCCCCAUCGUUCAGCCCGGACACUGAGAUCCAGCGCCGAGGGCCUUCUGGCGGUUCCCUCAUUGCGAGAAGGGAGUUUACAGGGAACCAGACAGAGGGCCUUCUCGGUAGUGGCACCCGCCCUGUGGAACGCCCUCCCUUCAGAUGUGAAAGAAAUAAGUAGCUAUCUUAUCUUUAAAAGACAUCUGAAGGCAGCCCUGUUUAGGGAAGUUUUUAAUAUUUAAUGCUGUAUUGUUUUUAACAUUCGAUUGGAAGCCGCCCAGAGUGGCUGGGGAAACUCAGCCAGAUGGGCGGGGUAUAAAUAAUAUAUUAUUAUUAUUAUUGUUAAUGAAUACCCUCUCAAAAAUCCACAAUGCCAUACCCCACAACAUUUCUCCAAUGAAAAUUGGGACAUCCUAUUCAAUCACCACCACCACCACCACCGUCAUCAUCAUUAUUAUAUGUAAUAAUAAUAAUAAUUUAUUAUUUAUACCCUGCCCAUCUGACUGGGCUGCCCAAGCCACUCCGGGCAGCUUCCCACAUAUAUAAAAACAUAAUAAAACAUUAAGCAUUAAGAAACUUCCCUACACAGGGCUGCCUUCAGAUGUCUUCUAAAGGGUGUAUAAUGUAUCUCCUUGGCUCAGGGGCACAUAACUCCAUACCGUCCAACUUUUCUCCAAUGAAAAAGGGAAAGUGGGGCAUUCUGGGAUCCAAUAGAAACCGGGAUGGCUUCUGUAAAUCCGGGCCUGUCCCUGGAAAAUAGGGGCACUUGGAGGUCUGCAAUGCAUGAGAGACUGUUUACUCUUCCUGUUCAGUUUCUGUUAGCUUAGCAGCGACUUGGUCUCUCCUGCAUUGAACAUGCUCCCUUAAACAUGGCCACAUUCCACUGGGUGCCAUGACUGGAUGCCCACCUUCUGAACAGACGAGAGGCACAAAGAGCUUCUCUUUGUGAGCAAGCGUGGUGAUAGCUGAUGUCGGUGCCCUUCUCUGCAUUGGUUGAUGGGGGAACGUGACCAUACAGUGUUGUGGCCUUGUCACUUCUUUGGCUCUUUUUAGAUGUGGCAUUCAUUUUGUGUUAUGCCACAACCUCCGCAGCAGCCAUUUCGUGACUUGCUCCCAUCCCCCAAAUUAUAUAUGUCGCCAUUGGCCCAAAAGAAGGUUGGUGACCAGUGGUCUGAAAGAUCACCACUGGUAUGGCUUUCAAAAGCUACAAGGGAGCCAUGAUUUGGACAAAAUUGCAGGAACGAUGCUUGUAGAUUUAAUUACGAAUCCCCUCCCAUCCUAAUUUGAACACAGGACACGUGGGUGAGAGCUUCUGAAGAAAUGCAGUCCAUUAGGGCAAACAGGGCACUGCCCUAUAACCUCAGACAGCCUCCACAUGCCUGCCUUCUUAUUUACCAAUCUAGAGGAAGAAUCUGUCUUGCUUCACCCUUAGGCUGUGUCCAUACCACACCUUUACAGCACAUUCAAAACACUUUCUUUCCUUCAGAGAAUUCUGGGCACUGUAGUUUGCUGCUGGGAAUUGUAGCUCUGUGAGGACUAAACUACAGUAUCCAGAAUUAUUUGAGGGGAAGAAUGAGCUUUGAAUGUGCUUUAAAUGUAUAGUGAGUACAGUGGUGCCCCGCAAGACGAAUGCCUCGCAAGACGAAAAACUCGCUAGACGAAAGGGUUUUUCGUUUUUUGAGCUGCUUCGCAAGACGAUUUUCCCUAUGGGGUUGCUUCGCAAGAAGGAAACGUCUUGCAAGUUUGUUUCCUUUUUCUUAACACCGUUAAUACAGUUGCGACUUGACUUCGAGGAGCAACUCAUAGAACGCGGUGUGGUAGCCUUUUUUGAGGUUUUUAAAGACUUUGGUGAUUUUUGAAGCUUUUCCAAAACUUUCCCGACACCGUGCUUCGCAAGACGAAAAAAAUCGCAAGACGACAAAACUCGCGGAACGAAUUAAUUUCGUCUUGCGAGGCACCACUGUACUCAGUCUCAGCCUCAUCAUACCCAUUGUCCUCUAAACAUCAAAGCUAAGAACACAAAGUUCAUACCACGCGAGUAAUGUAGGUUGCAAUCCUAAUUGUGCUUACUGGCGAGGAAGCCCCAGUGGAUUCAAUAACACUUAGCUGUGUGUAGUCGUGAUUAGCAUUUCAUUGUUACUUAUACAUGCACUUAAAAAAUAAUAAUGGCAGUACACCAAUUCUCAUACGCUAUUAACAUCUCCUAAAAAUAGCAGCUGCAAGAUUAUUAAAUGACACCCUCAUUCGCCAGCUGAACACAUCCCUCAGUUAAACCCUCCCUCCUAAAAGGGGGAGCAAACACAUUUCCAAAUAGCUGUUAAACAGAUAGGUCAUUCUUCAGGUAGCCACAUGCCUGCAUUCAAAUUUCAACGUAUAGCCAAUAGAUUGCUGUUAAUUCAGCAUCUAAAAAGUGUGUGUGUGGUUAUAUUCCAUAUGCUCAGUUGUGGGGUGUCAAAACAUGCAUACAUACAGGGCUUUUUUCAGCUGGAACUCGCCGGAACUCAGUCCUGGCACCUCUCAUGUGGGUGCCAUUGCCAUUCUAAGAGAAGGGAGGCGUUCAGGGUGAGUUCCAGCACCUCUUUUUUUCUAGAAAAAUAGCACCGCAUACAUAUUAGUUGCCCCACAAGAUGCAUACUAUAGAAUCUACUCACAUUUUUUCCUUGUUAACUGCAUUAUGAAAUAAUCUAAUCCAUGGGUAGGCAAGCUAAGGCCCAGGGGACGGAUGCAGCCCAAUUGCCUUCUAAAUCCGGCCUGCGGACGGUCCGGGAAUCAGCAUGUUUUUACAUGAGUAGAAUGUGUCCUUUUAUUUAAAAUGCAUCUCUGGGUUAUUUGUUGGGCCUGCCUGGUGUUUUUACAGGAGUAGAAUGUGCGCUUUUAUUUAAAAUGCAUCUCUGGGUUAUUUGUGGGGCAUAGGAAUUCAUUCUCCCCCCCCCAAAAAAAAAUAGUCCGGCCCCCCACAUGGUCUGAGGGACAGUGGACCAGCCCCCUGCUGAAAAAGUUUGCUGACCCCUUAUCUAAUCUGUGUUCCACAGGAAUAAUGCUCCAGGGCUGAAGCAGACAUUGUGAAAACUAAUUUCCCCCUCCCACAUUGGUAAAGAGUAAAUUCAAUUAACUGUGGGUGUAGCCAUGAAAACACGCAAUUUAAAUGUUUGGUCACACCUUGAAACCGAGCAAAUGGGUCAGCUGAGCCUGCAAUUAAUUUUGUCCAAUGGGAGGAAGCCUCAAGUCUUAGUGGCUGGCACCCUAGGAAGGGACACAGAAGAUUUGGAUGGCCUGGGGCUUUCCUCCUCCUCAGCUUAUGCUUCUCACUACUUUUAUAUUUGUCUCUUCAGCUCUGCUUUCGCGAAGCUAUAAAGUGAACAGGCUGCAGAUUCAUGAAGCUUAAUCCAAACAGCUCUGUUGAAGACAGAUCUGAGUUAAUGGUUAUCCACAGUUACCUUUCCUCUGCUCUUUCCGGUCCAUGAUUUAAAACGCCGUAUCCGAGCGCUUCACCCUUCUCUCUUCCUCUCCCUCUCCCCCCCGCCCCGGAGCUUUCCCCACAAAAACCCACUCUCUAAAGCUCAAUCGGAGUUCACAGCAAUCCACGGAAAACCCGAAUAGACGUUUGCUCCGAUUUAGCUUUAAAGAGCAGAUUUUCACAGGGAAUGCUCAGGGCAGCAAACCACACACAUGUUAAAGAGCAGGCCCCUGCCUGGAAAGAAAGGGGCAAAUGGUUAGUGUGAAUAAGCCCCCUCUCCAAGGCAUGAAAUGAUUUGCUGCCACCUCGGGUAUUGUACGUUGCUAUCAUAGGCUGGCCCCUUCUGGUGCCUGGCAUUUGGGUAUGGCUAAUGCUCUCUUCCAGAACAGGGUGAGUGUGGGGGAGCCUGCAGGAAGAAAGCAUCAUCACCCAACCAUAUUUAUAUUGUGUCCUUCAUACGACAAUCACAGGGCAGAAAUACAUAAAAACAAAGCAAAAUGGUAGUACUGUUAAAACAUGCAUAGUAAACAUGAAUUCCAUACAAAACAGCAGCAGGAAUUAAAAAAAAAAACCCAACAGUCCAAUAUACCUCACCCUUCUCCUAUGCAUGCAUGCCUCUUUGUCAUUUGCAUUUAUCCUUGUUUUGUUGUUCCUAUUGUUUUGUUGGCUGCCUUGAAGCACUGCCUAGCCUGUCUAGAUGGGGAUGUAAAUUUCUAUAAGAACAGUUAACAGCUUAGAUCCUAAGCUAUUUUAGUAGAAACAAUCAAAGAACCUUACAGACUAACAAAUUUUGUUGCCUAACCAUUGGGAGACUUAAACCCAGGCAUAUAAAGGAGGUGGGAGUUGAAUGGCAAUGAGAUGCAAAAUUUAUAGCCGGUGAUCAUUAGAGCUUAAAGCUAUGUUAAAUAGGUCCACCUUUGACCUUUUAUGUUGGCUGAUAAGGGAUGAUUGUUGACUUGAUUGUAUUAACACUUGUAAGGGGUUAGCUAACCAUCUGCUCGAAGCAGUCAUAGAUAGCAAAAUGCUGACUGGAUCAACCUCAUUUUUCCUCCAGGACCAAGUUUGA